Molecule: messenger RNA, 1030 nt
Organism: Formica exsecta
Lineage: Eukaryota; Metazoa; Arthropoda; Insecta; Hymenoptera; Formicidae
Gene: Arl2
Product: ADP-ribosylation factor-like protein 2
Exons: 2
Coding region: 338-892 (184 amino acids)
Biological process (GO): protein folding
Cellular component (GO): microtubule cytoskeleton; cytoplasm
Molecular function (GO): GTPase activity; GTP binding
Source: RefSeq, a predicted model, not a curated record
UACACACAAAACAUUUGACAAUUCCUUACAUGUCUUUACCAACCGUGCACGUUAUCAAGUGCGCAAUUACAAAAUUUAUUGAUUUAGAAAUCAAAUGAUUAAAUUAAUAAAAAAGAAUAACAUCACAUUAAGAUAAGUUUUUAAAAAUUAGUUUUGUAAUAUAAAUAAUUUUUUUUUACAUGUGUGUGAAAAGAGAAAGGUAGUAGUUGAAAGAUACUUGGGAAAUGUAGAUGGAGGUUAGAAACGUUCAGAAAUAUCUGUCAAGUUUGAAGAAAUUCUAUUCACAAAUAUUUAUCUGUCAAUGAUCUGAACAUUGUAGGAUAAUUAAUGAUUGAUAAUGGGUCUGUUAACCGUGUUGAAAAAAUUGAAGCAAAAGGAAAAGGAGAUGCGAAUUUUAAUGUUGGGUUUGGACAAUGCGGGCAAAACAACGGUAUUGAAAAGACUUAGUGGUGAACCAAUAGAUACUAUAUCACCCACACUUGGCUUCAAUAUCAAGACGUUAGAACAUCGUGGAUACAAACUCAAUGUAUGGGAUGUGGGUGGACAGAAAUCACUGCGUUCAUAUUGGAGAAAUUAUUUCGAGUCUACAGAUGGACUUGUUUGGGUAAUAGAUAGUGCGGAUAGAAGGAGAUUGGACGAUUGUAAAACAGAAUUAUACAAGCUCUUGCAAGAGGAGAGAUUAGAGGGGGCGAGUCUCCUCAUAUUUGCCAAUAAGCAAGAUAUGCCUGGUGCAUUGUCUGCAUCUGACAUAGCAGAAAUUUUGGAAUUACCUAAUAUAAAAACUCAUCAUUGGCAAAUCUAUAAAUGUUCUGCUGUGACAGGUGAAAAUCUAGUCGAUGGUAUCAAUUGGAUCGUGGAUGACAUUGCAGCGAGAAUAUUUUACAUAGAUUAGAUUAAAUUCACAAAUUAAUAUUUCUUACCUCAUUAAAUGCAAAAAUAAUGCUGGACUAGUUUUCGUGAAAUAAUAUUUAUAUUAUGUUGUGAAACUAAUAUGUAAUAUAAUUAUUAAAAGAUUACAAAGUCUCUAAAA